Molecule: messenger RNA, 2681 nt
Organism: Callorhinus ursinus (northern fur seal)
Lineage: Eukaryota; Metazoa; Chordata; Mammalia; Carnivora; Otariidae
Gene: C3AR1
Product: complement C3a receptor 1
Biological process (GO): phospholipase C-activating G protein-coupled receptor signaling pathway; chemotaxis; complement receptor mediated signaling pathway
Cellular component (GO): plasma membrane
Molecular function (GO): complement component C3a receptor activity; complement component C5a receptor activity; G protein-coupled receptor activity
Source: RefSeq, a predicted model, not a curated record
AGUGAUUCACUUCAAAACUCAUCCUGUGAAGUCAGAUAGCUGUCAAAAGUGUGGAGUUUCAUCUAUCAUCAUCAGAAACGAAGAAAGAGGGAAGAGAAAGCACUCAGCAGAUUUCCUACACAUACUUCACAAACUUGAUUGUAGAAGUUUAGCAAUGGAGGCUUCCUCUGCUGAUAACAAUUCAACUGACCUACCCUCACAGCCCUGGUAUGAACCCCAAGUCAUUCUCUCCAUGAUCAUUCUCAGCCUCACUUUCUUAUUGGGAGUGCCAGGCAACGGCCUAGUGCUGUGGGUGGCUGGCUUCAAGAUGCAGCGGACAGUGAACACGGUUUGGUUUCUCCAUCUCACACUGGCGGACUUCCUCUGCUGCCUCUCCUUGCCCUUCUCCCUGGCUCACUUGGCUCUCCAAGGACACUGGCCCUAUGGCUGGCUCCUAUGCAAGCUCCUCCCUUCCAUCAUCAUCCUCAACAUGUUUGCCAGCGUCUUCCUGCUGACUGCCAUUAGCCUGGAUCGUUGUCUCUUGGUCCUCAAGCCAAUCUGGUGCCAGAAUCACCGCAAUGUGGGGACAGCCUUUGCUAUCUGUGGAUGUAUAUGGGUGGUGGCUUUUGUAAUGUGUAUACCUGUGUUCAUGUACCGGGAAACAUUCACUGUAGACAACCAUUAUAUGUGUGGCUACAAUUUUGGUCUCUACAGCUCAUUAGAUUAUUCAGACUUCACCAUUGAUUUCCUGGAAAAUGGGUCUCUUGACAACUCCAUUGUUCAGAUGCCUGGAGAAAUGGAUGAUAGAUUAGAGUCUUUCUCUUUACAAACAAAUGAUCUUCCUUGGACAGCCACCACUAUCCUCUAUUCUCAAACAUUUCAAAGACCUUCUGGCGAGUCACUCCCUAUGGAUUCAGCCAAAUUAUCUAGUCAACAUCCAUAUUAUAAUUUAUUUAAACCUCCUGAUGAGGUCUCAUCUAUAAUCCCCAGUGGGUUUCCCAUUGAAGAUCACAGAAUUGACCCACCAGAUAACUCUGAUACUUUUCUCUCUACUGAUGUAGAGCUUUACUCUGGUACUUCCACCAAUUCCUUAUACGCAUACGAGCUAUCCCAAGAUUUCCAGGAUGAUGAUUUAGGCCAGUUUUCAUAUGACAAUCAAGUACUAACACCCCUGAUGGCAAUAACCAUCACUAGGCUAGUGGUGGGUUUCCUUCUGCCCUUUAUUGUCAUGUUGAACUGCUAUGGCCUCAUUAUCUUCCGAAUGCGACGGGGCCGCUUCACCAAGACUCGGAUCAAAACCUUGCGAGUGGCCAUGGCUGUGGUGGUUGUCUUCUGUGUCUGCUGGGCUCCAUACCACGUCGUUGGAGUCCUGUCACUGUUUUUUGGCCCAGAAACUCCCUUUGGAGAAGCUCUGCUGUCUUGGGACCACGUGUCCAUUGCUCUAGCAUCUGCCAAUAGUUGCUUUAAUCCCUUCCUCUAUGCCCUCCUAGGAAAAGAUUUCAGGAAGAAAGCAAAGCAGUCCAUGAAGGGCAUUCUGGAGGCAGCUUUCAGUGAAGACCUCACACACUCUACCAGCUGUCCCCAAAGCAAAAUCUUUUUGGAAAGAAACAGCGUCAGUACAAAUGUGUGACAAUAUGGAGCCGUUGACCUAAGCAGAGGUUCUUAGGUAUUCACCCAGUGCAACAUGUUUCUAAAACAACGAGGGAUAUCCUGAGCAGGGGAUUUCAGAAAUCAUCAAAGAAUCAAUCCAUAGGUUCUCAAAAGUAUGGUCCGAGACUAGUGGUAUCAGUGUCACCUGGUAACUUGUUAGAAUCACCUAGAAACUUGCUGAAUCAGAAUCUCUGGGGGUGGGCCCCAGCAAGUGUUUUAACAAACUCUCGUUUCUAAUAAAUGAUACAAUUAGAGAAUCAGUGUAUAAAUUAGUCUAUUUUUAUCCCAAACUAAGCCAUUGAGAUCAAUGAGAACCUAGUCUGUUUUAAAAUGAUUUUUCCAUCAUGCAUUUUUUUCUUUAGUAUUGUACAAAUCCCCUCCCAGAUUCAAUUUAAAACCGUUUCAUCUAGUCUUACCUGAGUGAAAAAUGAUCAUUUCUUUAUGGCUUUGUUGUGGUGGUGGUGAUGUUUUUCAAUGAAAAGAAGGCGCAAAAAGAAAAAGUCAAUGAAAACAAGCAGUUAUGAGACUGAGCCUGGAGCAGAGUACAACGUCAGAUGUCUGCUAUGUGCAAUACUCCUGGAUACAGGACAUGGGAAUUCCAAGUUUCCAUUAUUACAGCUAAAGAGUCAUCUACUGUGUAAAGAUGGGCUGCUAAGGCAUCUGAAAAGUGACUCAUAAAAUGGCAUGUAAGCUGCAGUUUGGGGAGUUUUCUAUUUGUUUACUCAAUCUGCCCAUUGAUAGAACCAUCUCUUGUCCAUUCCCUUUCCUAAGCUCCUUUAGGGUUAUUCCUCUCCUGGCUCUAAAUCGUCUUCCAUAUUAGACUUUGUGCAUCUAAUAACCUCUAAUUUCAUAAGAUUCAAAUCGUUCUUCUCCUCUUGCUUGAAACUAAUAUUCCCUAAGACACUCAUUUCCAAUGAGAAGAGAAAGAGGGUGGAGGAUGGAGCAGUAAUCCUUGAAUUCACUGCAUAGUGACUGAGUACCCUCCAGGAAUACCAUCCAACUUUGUUUUUUUUUUUUUUAAGUUUUUAUUUUUUUAUUUGCGAGAGAGUGAG